Messenger RNA from Bombus terrestris (buff-tailed bumblebee), 2913 nucleotides. RefSeq lists its product as uncharacterized. Gene Ontology annotation, biological process: centriole replication; centrosome duplication; regulation of cytokinesis. NCBI's taxonomy places the organism in Eukaryota, Metazoa, Arthropoda, Insecta, Hymenoptera, Apidae. The coding region runs from base 418 to 2796 and encodes 792 amino acids. The transcript is spliced from 7 exons. Gene Ontology annotation, cellular component: centriole. The record is from RefSeq and is a predicted model, not a curated record. Gene Ontology annotation, molecular function: protein binding.
UAAUAUAAACAAAAGAUGAGUUAGGUUUGGGUUAGGUUAGGUUUGAAUUAGGUUAGGUCAUUUUAUCCAGCCGGCAACCAAACUAACGAAUACGCUACCACGAACGUACAAUUAUAGACAGAAUUCUCUGUAGUGGUACCAACAAUUUUUUGUAAAUAUCUCGAAAACUAGGGUCGAGCGCCGGUUACAUGUAUAAUAGAAAAAAAUUGUUCAAAAUCAUGCCUCCGAUGAUAUGUUCAAAAACCAUCGAAAUCGAUAGUGAAAAUAAACUUCUAAAUAAUUACCAUUUAACCUAGUACGUGAUUAAUUUUCUAUGCGUAACAUGUUAAAAAAUCAUUUGCUGUUUAUUAUUCGCGAGAAAUCUUCACUCUAGGUGUUACAGGGAACAAGAGCAGAUCUAUUUAAAAAGUUAAAACUAUGGAAGGUCAUUCAUAUGUUUCAUGUAUCAAGAUUAAUGGAAUUCCUAUUUUACCACCAAUGAUAACUGAAGAUAUUAAACAGGAAAUAUCCAAUUAUAAGAAAUGUGCAAUAAAUAUAGAAAAAAAGUUGAAUGUUUCACACAUUGCUAAAGAAUGUAAUAAUAGUAAUAUUUAUAUAAGAAAAGUUACAAAAGAAUCAAGGGAUAUGAAAUGUAAAAAAACAGUUCAUGGUUCAAGAGAGAAUUUAAUUUCUUUUGAAUGCAAAAAUAUUAAUUAUAAUGAAACUAAUACUGUGGAUAUAAACAAUAUUCCAAUAGAAAUUUUUGAAAGCUCUAAUGACAAUUUAGAAAAAACAUUACAAUCUAGUAAAAAUUUAAACAUGGAAUGUAAGUGUGAAAAUCAGGUAAAUUUGGCUCCUGGUACUGUUUCAAAAUCAAAAUCAAUAACUGCUAGCGGUGAUAGAGAUCGUUGCUUGAAUGAAACAGCUUCAAUAGAAUCUAUUAGUACAGAAACAAUAUCAGAUAUUUGGAAACCACAAGUGCCUAAAACAUUAAAUAUUAUUCCAUUAACACUGAAUAAUGCUACAUGUAACGGAGAUAGAGAUUGUCAAGAAAGUAAUUUUGAUAAUUUAGGAGAUACUCCUAAAUUAGUACGUCAAGGUUCCUAUGUGUUAGAUACUCCAAGUCCAAUAUUAUUGGCACACAUGCAAAUGGAACUUGCUACUUCAACUUGUGCUCCAUGUUCAGAAUAUGUUCCAACAUCUUACGGGAAUACGAACCAACAAAAAGAAUGGAAUGUUACACAAGCUAAAAUUGAGUGGGAGUAUGAAACUGAAGAUAAAGAAUCUGUUCCUAUAAGAAACUCUAAUCGUAAAACUAAUCGUAAAAUGUGUAAAUCCGUUUCUUUACAAACGAAACCGGAAUCUUCUUUUGUAAUAUGUCCAUCAACAAAGUCUGCAGAUUGCAUUCAAACGAUGUUAGCUAAAGAGUGUGUUAAUAGAAGUGAUAUACAAAUUAAUCACAAUGAAAAGUAUAUUGUAGAUAAUAACAAUGAAAACAUAGAAAAAUUACAAACAUGGAACAAGCAUAAUAGCUCUUGCACUUUUAAUCCAGUAUGUAAACUUGGUGGUUCCUUGGAAGAUCUAAAUGAGCACAAUAGCAUUUAUGCAACUAAUAAUUUGAUGGCAAAAUUUUCGAAAGAUACAGAUAUAGAUAACCCAAUCCCUAAAUUGAAAUCUACUAUUGCAUCUGAUAAACUUCUAACAGUUUACAAAAAGGUACAAGAGAUGCAUAAGAAUCAGAUGGCUGAAUUAAUGUUUCGUCAACACAAGGAACAAACAUUACUACAAAAGGAAUUUGAAAAACAACAAUUACUUUUAUUGACUGAGAUUAAAAAAUCCUUUCCAAAAAUUUCAGUUUCUUUGCUCUCUGAAAAUAUCUUGUCUCCUGCUUUUAAUGAUGAAAACAAUAUGCAAAAUGUUAGAACUUUAAAAGAUAAUCUAGAACAAAAGAAUGAAAUAGAACAUUCACAAGAUAAUAAGACGAACAUAACUUCGUGUCCAUUGAAUUAUAUUUAUUCCGAAAUGAAUUAUGAUAAUGCUUCUUGUUCUACUAGAUAUCCAUAUACAGCUCGAUCAUCAGAAACAGAACCCUCAGUCAAUAUUAAUAAUUCUCUGACAAAAAUAAAUGGAAGAAAUACAGAGAUGCAAUCAAAUGAUGUAAAUUACAAAGAAAGAUUAUUAGAGGAGGGUGAAACAAGUAAACGUUCAAACGUUAGCCGAGAAUUAUUUCCUUUAGAUAGCAAAACUACUCAUGUACCAGUCCUUGAGAGGACAAUAUAUGAAACUAAACAUAUUAAAGCAGUAAAUGUAAUAAACGCAUAUGCAAGAGGGUAUUUAGUACGUAGAAUGAUGCGAACCGAACGUGUGAUUGCUUUAAAAAACACAUACAAAGAAGCCUUACAUUGCAUGCUUAAACUUCAUGUUGAUGCACCCCUUAAUCGCUCAGAAUUUAAUUUUUUACAUCGGCUUCAAUUACAGUGUGACGCAGCUUCUAUGAAUAUAGUGGAGUUAUUUGCCCAAAAUCCCCAGAAAAGAACGCAAGUAAUAGCGCAAGAUCGUGAAAUUAAAAAAUCCCGUAUAGAACGUCCAUCAUCUGCAAGAUCAUACUCGUUUGCAACUCAACGGACUUUAGCCAGGAAAAAAUUGAAGGAGAUGGAAGAAUAUCAACCAACUUCGUUUGUUCGUUCAUGUUUGUCUAGAUCUAGAUGUCAAACUUGGACUUCAGAUAUUAAAGAAAGACUUAUCUCUUCAAACAUUUUAUAUGAGAGUAUUAAAAGAAGUACCAGCGCUGGGACUGUACGAAAACCUUGGCGAUAAAUUGAUAUAACGGUGCCUUCUAUUAUUUAAUUUAAUAUAUGUACAUUGUGUUGAAAUAUGUAAACAAACCCACUUUGUGCCUGAAUUUUUAAAUAAAUUCGUUUCAUACAAAAUUUA